Grus americana (Whooping crane) is the source of this 4767-nucleotide messenger RNA. It is a transcript of the gene MMP24, whose product is annotated as matrix metallopeptidase 24. NCBI's taxonomy places the organism in Eukaryota, Metazoa, Chordata, Aves, Gruiformes, Gruidae. Gene Ontology annotation, molecular function: metalloendopeptidase activity; zinc ion binding. The transcript is spliced from 8 exons. Gene Ontology annotation, biological process: proteolysis; collagen catabolic process; extracellular matrix organization. The record is from RefSeq and is a predicted model, not a curated record. The coding region runs from base 232 to 2397 and encodes 721 amino acids. Gene Ontology annotation, cellular component: extracellular matrix.
UACACUAUUUCUUAAUACUCUUCCAAGGCUAGAUAUAUUUUAUAUACAACGGGGAAAGAAUACUUGAAAGGGUCCUGUUGCUCUAAAUCCUCAGUCUGUUGGGAGAUCCUGUCCUGGUUACUAUUGUUUCAGAACAUACUGUUAAGGAUACUUGAGGUAGCAUAUACUUUGCACAAUCUUCACCCUUAUUUCUCCUACAUCAGCCCCACCUUUCCUCUUCUCAGGCUCGUUAUGAGGAGCUGUAUACAGCUGGCCUCCUGCACCGGGGGCUUCUACACACCUCUGCGAAGAUCUUCAGGCUACAGCCAAAGACAACGCGAGGCAGCCUUGCAUGGAGCGGGACUCUUGAGAGCAGGAAACAACCCCGUCGUGAGAGAAGAGGCCCGCAGAGAAAGGCCUCGGCCCUCCUGCAUCUGCAGGGCUGCAGCAGGGCCGGGGGCCGCUGCGACCCCUCCGCGCUCUCCCCUGCCUGCAGCUAGAGGCGGGUGCGUGGCAAAACCCCUGAGGAACGGCGACCCGGGGCUGCCGGUGCCCGGCUCCGAGCCCUUCCCGCGGGGGAAGCACAGCCAGGGCCCUGCCAUGGGCCGGACGCAUCUCCCCGGGGCUGCGCCGCGACCCUUAGCAGGGCAGCCCCUACCCGGCCCGCCGGAAGAAGAGGCGGUGCGGCUGUGGCUGCCUUCCCCUUCCGGCUCCCCCGCGCAGCCGCAGCCCGCGCCGCUGGGCCGGAGCGCUGGCCGGAGCCCCGCCGCGCUGCCAUGGCGCCGAGGCGGCGCCGGGGCCUGGCUGCAGCGGGCUCCCUGCUGCCGCUGCUCUGCGCGCUGCUCCGCGCCGCCGCCGACACCAGCACUGGCCGGGUGGAUGAAGAAGCCUCGAUGUGGAGUUCCAGAUCAUCCCCACCUACGCCAUAGCCGGAGGAAAAAGCGGUAUGCACUAACUGGACAAAAGUGGAGGCAGAAGCAUAUAACCUACAGUGUGCACAACUAUACCCCCAAGGUUGGAGAGAUUGAUACGAGGAGAGCCAUUCGUCAGGCAUUUGAUGUUUGGCAGAGAGUGACGCCGCUUACCUUCGAAGAGGUCCCUUACCAUGAAAUUAAAAAUGAUAGAAAGGAGGCAGAUAUUAUGAUAUUUUUUGCUUCUGGUUUCCAUGGAGACAGUUCUCCGUUUGAUGGAGAAGGUGGAUUCCUAGCUCACGCUUACUUUCCUGGACCAGGAAUAGGAGGAGAUACUCACUUCGAUUCAGAUGAGCCAUGGACCCUGGGAAAUUCUAAUCAUGAUGGGAACGAUCUCUUUCUGGUUGCAGUCCAUGAGCUGGGACACGCGCUGGGUCUGGAACACUCCAAUGAUCCCAGUGCUAUUAUGGCUCCUUUCUACCAGUACAUGGAAACACACAACUUCAAACUGCCCCAGGAUGACCUCCAAGGAAUUCAGAAAAUCUAUGGUCCUCCUGUUGAGCCCCUGGAGCCAACCAGGCCUUUACCGACUCUUCCUGUUCACAGAAUUCACUCCACUUCGGAAAGAAAACACGAGAGACAGCCAAGACCCCCUAGUCCUCCUCUGGGUGAUAGGCCAUCUCUUCCUGGCACGAAACCGAACAUCUGUGAUGGCAACUUUAAUACCGUGGCUCUCUUUAGAGGAGAAAUGUUUGUUUUCAAGGAUCGCUGGUUCUGGCGUCUGCGCAACAACCGAGUGCAGGAGGGAUAUCCCAUGCAAAUUGAGCAGUUCUGGAAAGGCCUCCCCGCAAAGAUUGAUGCAGCCUAUGAGCGGUCUGAUGGAAAAUUCGUUUUCUUCAAAGGAGAUAAAUACUGGGUUUUUAAAGAAGUGACAGCAGAGCCAGGCUACCCACACAGUCUGGUGGAGCUGGGGAGCUGUCUGCCCCGGGAAGGCAUCGACACGGCUCUGCGUUGGGAGCCAGUGGGCAAAACCUACUUCUUCAAAGGCGACAGGUACUGGAGGUUCAACGAGGACAAGAGAGCAACGGACCCAGGAUACCCAAAGCCCAUCACCGUGUGGAGAGGAAUCCCUCAGGCUCCACAGGGAGCUUUUAUCAGCAAAGAAGGCUUUUAUACCUACUUUUACAAAGGGAAGGAGUACUGGAAGUUUGAUAACCAGAGGCUGAGCGUGGAGCCAGGCUACCCCAGGUCAAUCCUCAAAGACUGGAUGGGCUGUAACCAGAAGGAUGUUGAACGAAGCAAAGACAGACGCCUCCCCCACGACGAUGUGGAUAUUAUGGUGACAAUAAACGAUGUGCCUAGCACUGUAAAUGCAAUCGCAGUUGUGAUCCCUUGCAUUUUGUCUCUGUGUAUCCUUGUCUUGGUAUACACGAUCUUCCAGUUUAAAAACAAAGAGGUGCAGCAAAAUGUUGUGUAUUACAAAAGACCUGUCCAGGAAUGGGUAUGACACAGCCCGCUGCACAUUUCAACUCAUUGAUCUGAUGAGGACUAUGGACAAAAAAAAAAAAAAAAAAGAAAAAAAAUGCAUUCAAAAGUCUACCAAACAAAACUACUUCAGUGACCUACAAGUUUUCAACAGCCUGGGACCGAAAGAAGCAGGAAAACUAGAAAAAAUACAGGCAGCCUUUCAGUGUGGAGCCUCUUUCCUUCUUACUGCCUCAGUCACGUGUCGGUCUUGGUGUGCCAUCCUCCACAGGCUCACUCUGCUAACAUCAGAGUCUUCAAGACAGGUUUCAACUGACCUAGGAAACUUCCUUCAGUUCCCUGCACCAAUGCUCCCUGUUAAACCCAGCAUUCUCCAGUGUAGCUAAACCACCUCUGAACAGAACCAUUUUUUUAAUAGCUGUCUCAUAAAUGAAUUAAGAUCAUGAAAUCUAUGAACAGGAACAAUUCAGUAUCAUAAGCAGAAGACAUUCUGAUGCUGAACCAUUCUAAAAGAUCUUCUUAGUUUAUUACAAAACCCAGGGAAUUACCUGGACGCAAUUUUCCAAUACCUGCUGGUCAGAUGUUUUGUACAUUCGUAACUAAUCAACGCUGCCACUCAGCACAGUGCAUGAGGAACCACUAAGCACUCAAAGAGGUAAAUGAGUGCAGAGCAGAAGCUCGAGAAGCACCAAACCAGACACCAUAAUGUUACCUGGUAACAUCAAGCCCUAGAUUGGGACAAUCUGAAGACAGAGUAAUUGGGUCUAAAAAAAAAAAAACCAGUCAUGGGAAUACAUGUUUUUGUUUUGGGAGCCAUUCAUGAAAGAAAUAUUUAAAUGUCACAUGAUCUUGUUUUAAGCUCCCAUCGGCGAGAAACGAUGAACCAAUGGUUACCGAUAUACUGAAAAAUAUGUAUAGACGUAGACUGCACUCUGCCCCUGUUAAGAUGCUGGGAAAAGAUGAAUUGUUGUUAUGUGGCAUGUAUAACUAGAUUGUGGAAUUUGUAUGUUGGGUUUCAGGAGAAUGGAAAUGUUUGUUUGGAGUGAGAUCGUCAUUAUAUUUUGCUGAAAUAGUCAAGAUAGAUACAGUAAGAAUUAGGCCUGUUCAUAAAACUAAAUCCAGUCCCUGUAGAUGUUACAAACACUGUAUGCCUUUGAAAUUUGUUUUUUUGUUUUUGCUCAUUUCUUCACAGGCAAAUAUUUGGCAAGGGCCAAAGGAAGCAUGCCACACAGUAGAAUGAAUUUGUCACUAGCCACAUUUGAGAGAGACAUAAAAAUCAGGUAAAGGCUAGAUAAAUAUCUGAAUUUUUGGCUAGUAAACGUUUCACAAGUCUCUUCCUCUAACAGUAGCUUCUGCUUAUCCCUCUUACAGAUGUGAAUGGUUUAGGAUGUUAUGUCCUAACCACAAACUUAGUCCAUUUUGUUGUUGAUGCUGAUAUUUCUAUUAUGUUAAAUAAGAGUGAAAGAAGAGUUUCUUGCAAUGCAAUGUAAUGGUGAAGUCCAGCCCUGUACAGAAGUGCCAUUCAUGUAAGCAUAUGAACUGCUUUGCACGCUCAAUAUAAGGAAUAGGUGAUUAGCGUAAGCCCUCUGCCUAUAACUGAAUUUUAUUCAGUGCAAUGGAAGUGCAAUGCACAGAAUGUCCAGUUAGUAUAGAAAAAGUACAGCUUUAUAAUGUCAGCUGUGGAAAAAAAAAAAAAAAUCCAAGGAUGACAAACAUGCUAAAAAUAUUUCUAAUUACAAUGAUGAGGAAUGAAGAAGCAGAAAGAUUGUUAGCAUUCUGAAUUUCUAACUAGUCCUCAAAUAUUGCUAUGGUGAAGCAGGAUAGACAAAUAGAUACUUCUAGUGCAGCCCACUCGGACUGCAUAACAUGUGGUCUCAAACUGUAUUUUGUCCUUCAUAAUUGAUUUCCAUAGCCAAGCUGUUUAUUGUGUUUAAACAUUAAAAAAAAAGUAUUACAAACAUAUUACAAAAUAAGUGAGAAGCUAGUAGAUGCAAAACUUUGAAUUUUAGUGAAAAAAUGUGAUAACGUCUCAUGAUGGGUGAAGGAGUGCAAAAGGACCAAAUGAAACCGGAGCUACUAAUUAGACAUCCCCCACACAUGCUACUCCGUACGUUGCUAUGUGUACUAUGUAUGUGGUAGAAUGCACACUAUGAACGCCACAGCCACAUGGCACAUUGAACUCAUCUGUACGCUGCCAUCUCUUCUGGGACUGUGACAGCCCAAACCUUUGAGCAACUUCCAACAGCCAUCAUUAAAAAAAAAAAAAUUAACAACCUAGAGAAAUGUCUAAUUUUGUUUGUAUUUUCUUUUUCUUCCCACCAAAAAGUAGAUUUUUUUUUUUGGGGCUGUUCAAAACGCUGUACAGGCAGCACAGUGCCGGGGUCUGUACAAA